Messenger RNA from Cuscuta epithymum, 3718 nucleotides. NCBI's taxonomy places the organism in Eukaryota, Viridiplantae, Streptophyta, Magnoliopsida, Solanales, Convolvulaceae. The record is from the annotation of a GenBank genome assembly.
GCGGGUUUCCGUUUCUCAUCUGUAUUCCUAGUUCCUACCGACCUCAAUUGUUUAAUUGAACAAAAAACCCUAAUUUCUCUCUCGACUACUAUCUAACAUUAAUGGCUUUGUGCAUGUAACCUUUGUUUCCGUGGUGCUUAACUUUGAAUUGGAACACCGAUACAGGAUAUUGCCAUAUCUUAAAGAUGCAAAGUGUUUUUAUUAUUAUUUAAUCGUCUAGCUCAGUUUUUAUUUAUCGGUGUUCGUGCUUUGAGCCCUUGACAACCGAUCUGUUGCUUUUUUCCGAGGAUCCCAUCGAUCUUGUACAGGGGUGUAUUAUUUAUAGAAUAGAUUAGUUUUCUUUGAAAUUCCAAAGGCUUCUGCAAUGGCAAACCUACAGGAAGCAGGGGAGAUCGUGAUUUCGUCUAUCAGGUCUGGAAUGAAACGCGAAUUCACAAUGCUGAUGAAGGCUCGACCUAAAUGUGGAAUAUCUAUAGGUCAGAAGAGGGCUUCCCGGUUGCCGAAUGUGGCUUCGAAUGGGGGAACUUCCAGAAGCUCCCCAUAUUGUAGUAGGACAAAGAAUUCUAUUGCAAAAAAGCGGAAGGGUUCAGAUGUGGUCACGUCUCAACACAGCACGCCUCAGCUUGAUGAGAAAUUAGACCACACUGAGGUCAUGGCAUGUGAUAAUGGUGUUGAAAAGGUAGAAGUCCUCCCUCUAAAAGGCGAAUGGGAGGAGACGAAGAGUGAUGUUGUUGAUGGUGUUAGUGAUGAUGAUCAGAAGGGUACUUCACUGGACUCAAAAACUGGAGAACAAGAGGCCGUAUGUUCUGUGAAAAGAGAGGAGUUGAAGUGUUUAAAUGGAUAUGAGAAUGAAAGGGCUAUAGUUGUAGAUGUUGAUGAGACAACAGUGCAUGUGGAUAAAUCUGGUAAUGAGGGUGAGAUUAUCGGUAUGGUAGAUAGUAAAGGUGUUUUUCAUAAAGAAAAUUCCAAAAAUGGAGAUGUUAAUGAGAAAAGGGUGCUUGCUGAUAAAUCUUGCUACGAUGAACAAAGUGUCAGGUCGGUGAACACAGGUGUUGAAAUUAUCAAGGAAACAGUAAUUGAUGAAAAUAUAUCUGAGAAGUUAAUGAUUGGUAACAAGUAUGGCCGUGAGGAGCAUCAUGAUGGCUUAGUGAAACCAACAAUGGAAGAUAUUCCCAUGUCAGAGGAUUGCAAGACGAAAAAUGAAGCAAUUUCUGCUUACGAUAGGUCACUGGCAAUUGCUCUUGGGAGUGCUGAGAACCCAUUGAUGCGAACUACUCGGUCAUCUUUGAAGCCAAAACAGGGGCUGGUGGCUGAAGAUAUAAAGAUGGAAGAUGCUAUGGAAUGUGAUGGGCCAAGUUCCAUUGCUACAACAUCAAAGCUUGAAAUGAAAAUGUCAAAGAAGGUUGUAUUGGAAAAGACUCCAACAAGGCUGAGACAGCUUCUUGAGACUGGUUUGCUUGAAGGAUUACCUGUUCGCUAUGUGCGUUCUUCGAAGACUAGAGGAUUCUCUUCACCAGAGCUCCAAGGAGUCAUCCGGGGAUUUGGAAUAUUGUGCUACUGUCAAGACUGUAAUGGAUCUAAAGUUGUUUCUCCAAAUCAAUUUGAAAUCCAUGCAGGCAGUGCAAAUAAACGUCCAUCAGAAUAUAUAUAUUUAGAUAACGGAAAAACUCUUCGUGAUGUAUUAGUGGCAUGCAAGGAUGCUCCUGCUCAUGCAGCUGAAUUUGUAAUUCGAAAUGCUUCUGGUGUUGGAGAUGCCAAAAUAUCUCUUUUUUGUCUUAACUGCAAAGUUUCUUUGCCCGAGGCUGCUCUCCGUAGUCAAAGCCUUCAAUGUGAUUCAUGUAUGACUUUGCAAAAGUCACAAUCUACCCCUGUUCAAGCUAGUGAUGCUAGUAGCAGGUCGACUUCAUCAAAUCUUGUUUUGAAGCCCACCGGGACUUGCCCCCGUACCAAGCUUCAUGGAAGAUUAACUAGGAAAGACAUCCGAAUGCAUAAACUGGUAUUUGAGGGAGAUAUCCUGCCAGAUGGAACUGCAUUAGGUUAUUAUGUUCGAGGAGAGAGAUUGCUUGAUGGCUAUAAGAAAGGUUCAGGAAUAUUUUGUUAUUGCUGUCAUAAAGAGGUAAGCCCUUCACAAUUUGAGGCUCAUGCAGGAUGUGCGUCACGCCGUAAACCAUACUUGAACAUCUAUACUUCCAAUGGAGUGUCAUUGCACGAGUUGUCUAUCAAACUUUCAUUAGAGCGCAAAUCAGCAUUGGAAGAAAAUGACGAUCUAUGCUUCAUUUGUGCUGAUGGAGGUGAUCUUGUGUGUUGUGAUAAUUGCCCAAGAGCUUUCCAUGCAGUGUGUGUUUCCCUGCCAAGUAUACCCACUGGUACCUGGUAUUGUAAACAGUGUGAGAAUAUGUUCACCAAAGAAAAGUUCGUGAAACACAACGUAAAUGCUAUUGCUGCUGGGAGGGUUGCUGGAAUUGAUGCAUUAGAACAAAUUACCAAACGUUGCAUUCGAAUUGUCGACACUCUCCAUGCAGAAGUUAGCGUUUGUGUGCUUUGCAGGAGUCAAGAUUUCAGUACAUCAGGGUUUGGUCCCCAGACAGUUAUUAUCUGUGACCAGUGCGAGAAGGAAUAUCAUGUCAAGUGUCUUGAAGAGAAUAAUAUGGAUGUUCUUAAGGAAUUGCCAAAGGAUAAAUGGUUUUGUUGCGGAGAGUGUAGUAGCAUUCAUUAUGCUCUGCACAAACUUUUGUCAGAAGGAGAACUGAGCCUUCCCGACCCUCUAUUGCAAAUUGUAAAGGAGAAGAGCGAGGGGAAGAAUUUGGAGGACAAUUCUGUUCAUGAUGUAAAAUGGAGACUUCUCAGUGGGAAAACGUCAUCCGGGGAAACAAGGGAGUGGCUUUCUAGUGCUGUCUCAAUUUUCCAUGAUUGCUUUGACCCCAUUGCUGAUUCCAGUACUAGCCGCCUUGAUCUGAUACCAACCAUGGUCUAUGGAAAGAAUUUCAAGGAUCAAGAUUUUGGUGGGAUGUUAUGUGCAGUACUAUUGGUGAACUCAACAAUUGUAUCUGCUGGAGUUAUUCGGAUAUUUGGCAAGGAAUUGGCAGAACUCCCUUUGGUUGCCACUCGUCUUGAUUGCCAAGGAAAGGGGUACUUCCAGUCAUUGUUUUCUUGCAUCGCGAGUCUUCUGAAAUCUUUGGGGGUGAAAUCUCUGGUGCUGCCUGCAGCAGAGGAAGCUGAAUCUAUUUGGACGAAAAAAUUUGGAUUCAACAAGAUGACUCCAGAAGAGCUGAAGCAAUACAGAAAAAGCUAUCAAGUGAUGAUUUUUCAUGGAACAGCAAUGUUGCAAAAGCAAAUUUCAUGAAAGAGCAAUGUAGGUGGAGGGGUGGAGCUUUUUGUCAUUGUAAAUCAAUUUUGAAGUGCUGAAUGGGAUGAUAACGUACAGUUUGGUUUUUUGUGUGUAUAUAAAUGGCUAAACAGCAUGGGUUUGAUAAGUACAUAUGUGGUGCUUUCUUUUGGAAAAUAGAUGAAAUAUAUAGAUUAGGAAAUAUGGAGCGGAUGGAUGUCAAUCUAUUCGCUAAUCUGCUGCUCUGCUGCCCCGAUGUGAUUAAGAGGAAUCGAAAAGUUAUCAGUGUUUUUUGCUAGAAUCUUAUUCCCGGCUUUGUUGUUAAAACAAAGAAAUAAUACUCUUAUUUUGUUAAUAUUUUUUUUUACAUAUUGAGUUCUUUCUUACUUUCUA